GGCCUGACCUCAGGGCUCCUUGGGGGGAGCCACAGAGAGGAGGCAGGUGCCAGCCCUGCCCCCACCAUGGGACUGACUUGGAAGGAGCGGGUGCUCACGGCCCUGCUGGGGGCUGCCGCGGCCUCAGGCCUCACCACGCUCAUUCUCAUCCUGGUGGAGGCCACCAAUGUCCUCCUGCCUGCAGACACCAAGUUUGGGAUCGUGUUCGACGCCGGGUCCUCCCACACGUCCCUCUUUGUGUAUCAGUGGCCGGCAGAUAAGGAGAAUAACACAGGCGUGGUUAGCCAGGUCCUGGCCUGCCAGGUGGAAGGGCCUGGAAUCUCCUCCUAUACCUCCGACCCUGCACAGGCUGGUGAAAGCCUGCAGGGCUGCCUGGAGGAGGCAUUGGCGCUGAUCCCAGAGGCUCAGCAUCAUGAAACGCCCAUGUUCCUGGGGGCCACGGCUGGCAUGAGGCUGCUCAGCCAGAAGAACAGCUCUCAGGCGAGGGACAUCUUUGUGGCGGUCACCCGGGUCCUGAGCCAGUCUCCCGUGGACUUUCGGGGCGCUGAGCUCCUGGCUGGGCAGGACGAAGGUGCCUUAGGUUGGAUCACCAUCAAUUACGUCCUGGGCAUGCUGGUCAAGUACUCCUUCUCUGGAGAAUGGAUCCGGCCUCCAGAGGGGACGCUGGUGGGCGCCCUGGACAUGGGUGGGGCCUCCACCCAGCUCACCUUCGUGCCUGGAGGCCCCAUACUGCACAAGAACACACAGGCCACCCUCCGGCUCUACGGCUACGACCACAGCGUCUACACCCAUAGCUACCUCUGUUUCGGGCGUGACCAGAUGCUGAACAGGCUCCUGGCUGGGCUGGUGCAGAGCAGCCUGGCCCCCCUGGUCCGCCACCCAUGCUACCACAGCGGCUACCAGGGCACACUGUCCCUGGCUUCCCUGUACGAGUCGCCCUGUGUCCACAGCACAGCCCCCCUAGACCUCACCCAGAACCUCAGUGUGGAAGGCACCGGGAACCCCAGGGCCUGCGUCUCAGCCAUCCGGGAUCUCUUUGACUUCCUGAGCUGCGAGGGCCAAGAAGACUGUGCCUUCAACGGGAUCUACCAGCCCCCCGUGCGGGGCCAGUUCUACGCCUUCUCCAACUUCUACUACACCUUCCAUUUCCUGAACCUCACGUCCAGGCAGCCGCUGGCCACCGUCAACGCCAGUGUCUGGGAGUUCUGCCAGAGGCCCUGGAAGCUGGUGGAGGCGAGCUCACCUGGGCAGGACCGCUGGCUGCGCGACUACUGCGCCUCGGGGCUGUACAUCCUCACACUCCUGCUCGAGGGCUAUGGGUUCAGUGAGGACACCUGGCCCAGCAUCGAGUUCCGCAAGCAGGCUGGCGGCACCGACAUCGGCUGGACACUGGGCUACAUGCUGAACCUGACCAACAUGGUCCCGGCCGAGGCGCCUGCCCAGUGGCGGGCAGAGAGCUACAGCGUCUGGGUGGCCGGGGUCGUCUUUAUGGUGCUGACCCUCGUGGCCGUUCUCGGAGCUGCUGCAGUCCAGCUCCUCUGGCCGCAGGACUAAGCCGGGCUGCUGCCUGAUGCUCCCAGAGCUCAGCGGGGCCACCCCAGCCUGGACGCCUUAGCUGGCUGGAGCCUUCCUGAGUCCCUGACCCCUGCGGGGCCUCCCGGGACCUUGUCCUGUGGGCUCUGCCCUCAGGGCCGCUCUGGCUAUGGAGGCUGCGCUGUGGCCCCCCAUCUGGCACCCCUGGGUCCCCUCUCCACCGUGCUUCCCAGGCCACUGGGCGCCUUUCUGCACCCACGCUGGGUCCCUGGACCCCUGUGGCAUUCCAGGGCUGUGUGACUGCAGAAUUAGUGGGACGCGGGCCGGUCGAGCCUGAGGGUGGGGAGUGACCACUGCAGCAAGAAGGGGCCUGGCUUCCUGGGAGGGGCUGGCAGUGGGGCCCUGGGGUCU
This is a messenger RNA of Diceros bicornis minor, 1944 nucleotides long. RefSeq names its product ectonucleoside triphosphate diphosphohydrolase 8 (gene ENTPD8). Lineage: Eukaryota; Metazoa; Chordata; Mammalia; Perissodactyla; Rhinocerotidae. The record is from RefSeq and is a predicted model, not a curated record. Gene Ontology annotation, biological process: nucleoside diphosphate catabolic process. Gene Ontology annotation, molecular function: GDP phosphatase activity; UDP phosphatase activity. Gene Ontology annotation, cellular component: plasma membrane. Bases 67 to 1554 code for a protein of 495 amino acids. The transcript has 10 exons.